This is a messenger RNA of Caenorhabditis auriculariae, 1568 nucleotides long. NCBI's taxonomy places the organism in Eukaryota, Metazoa, Nematoda, Chromadorea, Rhabditida, Rhabditidae. The record is from the annotation of a GenBank genome assembly.
AUGAGAUCACUGCUCGAAUUGCCGCCACAUAUUAUUCUUAAAAUCCUUCAAGAGGUAAACAUUUUUAGUUAGCUUAGGGGCGUUUUGAAUUUCGAAAAAAAAAAAUUGAAAUUUUGAAGUAAACUUUGCAGAGUAGCGUUGAAAACUUCCCUUCGAUUCGUCUUACAUGCAGUCUUCUCGACAACUACAUCGUCAGUUAUCGCUCUCUUCUUCCACCAAUUGAAUACUACUAUUGCGAGCUCGUAAGUCAAUUUUCUUACCAAAUUUAUCGAGUUUUCUUUUUUUUUUCCCAAAGAUAUUUUUCAUCUGUUUACGAAACAUCACCAAUUUUAAGAGGGGUAUUUUGUUCAAAGUACUAGAUUUGGAUCUUUGCAAGAUCAAGUAAAGUUGGUUUCAAUUUUUUUAAACUUUCAAAAUGUUUUAGAAAAAUUUCUGCACCAUCAGUCUGCUUUUAAAGAAGUUUUUUUCUACGUUUGGACUCUGUAAUUGAAAAAACGUAUAUUCACAAAGCUGAGGUGUUCAGAAGAGUUUCGACUGAAUCCGAAGAUCUCUCGUGAAAGAUAGUCAAUUCAAGAAUUAUUUUGUUUCUAAUAGGCUAUAACUGAAAUUCAGAGCACUUCAAGAUGCAAGUUGUGGCAGACUCGAUCGAGCUGCACCAGGUAUCCGCUAAACGACCUUUCCUCUCUUGAAAUGCUUCAUUUCACCAGUUUCAAAGUUUUUUCUGUGGUUCGUCGGCGUUUCUGAGAAGCGAAAAUUUUUUGAGUAUCUUCAAGAUUGACAUCGAUGAAGGACUUUUCAACGCUGUAGUAGACCUCAUCAAAAAUUAUGGACUUCGGUUCGACCACUUGCAGCUCCACAACUUCAACCAUCGGCAAAUCGAAGUGGUUGCUAUUUACUUGAUAGAAAAUUUGGUGUUAUUCAGAUUCCCCUAGAAUCUGUAUCGAAUUUGCUAUUGAUUGCGAAGGCUACUGGGAUUCUUUUCGAUGUUCGUUCCAGCAACUUAACGCCCGAAAUGUUCAAACUGCCUGGAUUGGUCCAGGUUAGCAACAUUUUUUUUUUCUAAAAUUCGAAGUAAACAAGUUUUUCAUCUCAAGUUUUGCAGUGCAAAACGAUGUCCUUUGAGAUGGACGACAGUCUUGUGGACGUUACCCAAAUCCACUCUCCCAGAAUAAUCGUCCACCAGUGUGACAGAAUUUCAACAGAAUCCAUCCGCCGGCUUCUCCAGGUUCGCAAAACCUCAUAACCAUACUAGCUUUCAAAAAUUGUAGGACUGGGUUUCUGGGAAGAGCAAAUUGGAAUGUGCGCGUAUUUCCAGCAAUCAAAACAUUUCUUUCGAGGAGAUCUUUCGAGAAAUGCCCAUGGAACAUGUCCAAGCUAGUGGAUACGUCUUGACUAAUGUUCUCGGGAAAAAAGGUUUUUUUUUUUCUGUGGAUUCAAGAGCUUUCCAACAACUUGCUCCUGUUACAGCCUACGUAACCGUUCGACGCAACUCCUACCAUUUUUUUGCAACUAUUGAAGCAACGUGCAAUGUUGAAGAUGUUCUCUACUGGAAACCCAUUUUUGAGUGA